AUGGCUGGAGUUUUACAACCUGUGAAUAUGUUUGAUAUUCGAGUAGAUAUCCUUGAAUUAAUCGCUAUUGAUUAUGCUAUAAGGAAAUCUAAGCCACAUAUCACUGAAACCAUCACUCAAGUUGAUCUUGUUCUAUAUGAAAAGUGGGAGCGAUCUAAUCGUCUCAACAUUAUGUUCAUUAGAAGCAAGGUUCCUAUUAAUGUUCGUGGCUCAAAUGAGCAUUAUGAUAAUGUACAAGAACUAUUAAUGGCAAUUGAAAGACAGUUCAAAACUUCUAAAAAAUCCUUGGCUAGCACCUUAAUCAUGAGGUUUACAUCCAUGAGGCUCACUAAUGUAAAAGGCGUACGUGAUCACAUCAAUAAGAUGCGACAUUUAGCAACUCGACUUAGAGCAUUAGAGGUUGAAAUGACAGAUUCUUUCCUGGUGCACUUCAUACUAAACACUCUUCCACCUCAAUAUACGCCAUUUAAGAUUUCUUAUAAGACACAUAUGGAUAAAUGGUCUAUCGAUGAACUUUUGACCAUGUGUGGUCAAGAGGAAGCUAGACUCAUACCAGAGAUGAGAGAGAGUGCACUGACAGUUUCUCAAGGAAAGAGAUCAGUCCAAGCUAAGGCAAAGGGGAAAGUUAAAAUCCAACCUCAAGCUUACAUUAAGAAAUAG
This is a messenger RNA of Hibiscus syriacus, 660 nucleotides long. RefSeq lists its product as uncharacterized. The transcript is spliced from 3 exons. Bases 1 to 660 code for a protein of 219 amino acids. The record is from RefSeq and is a predicted model, not a curated record. Lineage: Eukaryota; Viridiplantae; Streptophyta; Magnoliopsida; Malvales; Malvaceae.